This is a messenger RNA of Liolophura sinensis, 3179 nucleotides long. RefSeq names its product TBC1 domain family member 19-like. The coding region runs from base 297 to 1874 and encodes 525 amino acids. The transcript has 17 exons. The record is from RefSeq and is a predicted model, not a curated record. Lineage: Eukaryota; Metazoa; Mollusca; Polyplacophora; Chitonida; Chitonidae.
UAAAUGUUCGCAGUUGAACGAAGGGUUUACAGUAAUCAAAUUUCCGUUUAUAUGACUGUCUAAAAGCAUCUUUUCAUAGCUUCUACAUGUGCACAGGUUAUAGUAAUGUUUUUGCUUCAAAGAUGGGAGAUUUUCAGUUGUAGUAACGCUUUGAUUGAGCACAGUUAAGGCGGUUGCUACGGAUGUAUAAUGGGACUAGGCUGAUAAAUACUAAAAUUAUCGCGGGAGUUUGGACCGGACUGUGGGUACACUUGAGAAUUUCUUCAACGUGGGAGUGAGAUUUAAUCUGUACGAGUAUGAUGGAGAUGUCGCAUCAUUCUUUAAUCACAAACCUGGUGAAGGAGCUGAGAAAUUCUAAGCUCUAUUCGGAUUUACAGGAUGCUGCCGAGGAGGAAAUACUGAAGCCAAGUGUACGUGUGUCAGACCUGCAAAAAGCUGUGCAGUCUGGACUUAUAAAGUCGGGUUGGGAUAAGGAGUUGAAGAAUGUUGUUUACAAUGCAAUGCAGAAACAAAACAGUGUGAUGUCAUCAGACAUACCUCCGGAUUUGGAAGCACAGAAAGAACCUUUGGCCCAUCUAAGAAAAGCACAAAUGAACUGGGAGAAGAGGAUUUUGAAGAGUCUAAACAGUAUGUGCACAGAGCUCAGUGUCCCAUUGGCUAAAAAGAGAUCAGAGAAAGACCGUAAAGACCUGGCAAGUCGCUGGAGUGAGCUGGGCACAACUCCCCCAGAUUUGAGUCAGAUUCGACCAGUGUAUGCACCCAAAGACUUCCUGGAGGUGAUAGCAAAUUUACAAAACAACAACUACAACAACAACCAGGACAUAGUCAGGGCUGGAACUUUAUGGGGUAUAAUCCAGAUUCCUUUGAAAGUCAAAAGCAUUCAUGAAUUGAGGUUACAGUACAGUGAGAUGUCUAUAAACCAGUGUCAGACAGGUGUAGAUGAUGCUCAGGACAUUCCCCCAGAGCUGUUUGAUCUGGACAGGACAAAGCUGGGCAAAAAAGUGGUCAUAAACAAACACAGUCCGCUGUCCCAGGAGUUCUCAAAGAAAGGAUGUCCAGUCAGUCUAAGAGCAGUCUUGUGGAGGCAGAUGUUAGGGGUGGAGGUGACAGAUGUGGAUCAGCUCUACUAUGAACAACUGAAGGCCUAUGUGAUGCACCACGACCUCCUUGUGGACAACCUCUUGUAUAAGGAUGUGAAGCUUACAGCUACCAACGAUGAUCAUUAUUUUGUUUUCGAAGAUUUUCUGUAUCAGGUGCUGUUGCCUUUUUCCCGAGACACCAAGGUUUUGGAGCAUUUUGCUCGUAACAGUGCUACACCAGCUAAAUCUUAUAUCCGGGGCAAGUUGGGCAUGCAAGAAUAUGCUGUGAUCUACCCUCCUAAUGGAGUUAUUCCUUUCCAUGGGUUUGCUAUGUAUGUGGCCCCUCUGUGUUACCUGUAUGAUGACAUUGUCACACUCUACCACGUCUUCAGGGAGUUCUACUGCAGGUACUUCUUCAGGUUACACAGUAUUUCAUCACAUCCUCAGGGAAUUGUAUCUCUGUGUCGACUGUUUGAAGAUCUUCUACAAGGAAGCGAACCCAUGCUGAGUUAUCACCUAGUCUCCAUAGGCUGUCAGCCCUUAAAGAUAGCCUUCAAAUGGCUGGUGCGAGCAUUCUCAGGCUACCUGUCCAGUGAUCAGGUGUUGCUGCUGUGGGACAGACUACUAGCCUACAAUUCCCUGGAAAUAUUACCAGUUCUGGCUGUGGCGAUCUUCUCAUUCAGGAAGACAAACUUAGUCAAAGUACAAACCGUGUCAGCAGCGGAGGCAGUUCUCGCGGAUUUGACCACCUUACAGGUUAUACCGCUCAUACAACUGAUGCUGUUCUCCAAAUAACGGACGAAGGUCCAUCUUUGCUCCUAAUCCCGGUUUGCCGUUUGGAGACAACAUUUAUCAAGUGGAGAAACGUGUUGUCGCCCACUCGUCAUGGUAUUUCUGGUGUACAGGUCUUGGCCUGCUGAUGAAGGAUGUUAACACGAAAACAUUGUGAUCCGCAUUGAUAUUCCAUUUGGUAGCUUUAUGACCAGAUGUUUCUACACCGAAUGUACCGACGAAUGAAUGGUCUAACAGGUACAGUCUACACUCAUAAGGUUCUCUCGUAGGACUGAUGCUGUGAGCUUUAGGGACAAGGUACAAACUUUUGUGCUUCAAGUAAAUUUCAGUAUGGAGGACUCUCUCCAUUACUGCGAGUUAUGACGUGUAAAUUCUGGCGCGUCGUGGGAAGACAAAGUUUUUACAUCUUCUUACUAGUUGUGAAAACAGACAACUAGCCUGAAGAGUGCUUUCAGCACGAUGACUGUAAGUGACAAGAGUCUCUGCUUAGUGCCUGUGACAAAUUGGUGAACUGCAUGCUCUACCAACCCUCUUCCAUCUAUCAUCUACGACAGCCUAUGCUGACUCCGCCCCCGGCCUACUGUAACAUUUCAUUUACAUCUGUCAUCGCAAGCAUGGUUCAAGCAGAUUGGUUAUAAGGCACAAAACGAAGAUACUUUCCAAUACCUCUUACAUUUUGAACUGUAAAGGCAUGCAUUUCUUUUUGAAUAAACCAUUCUAAGAAUAAACAAAUAGAGAUCAAACAUAUUUUUUAUUUGUAAGUGUUGAACCAUAUCCGCUUAUGAACUUUUAGACGGUCAUUGACAAGCUCUUAAAUAGUGUCUUGGUGAAUUUAUGCCACACUUUGUGUGUAAUUAUGCUGGCAAGCAAUGAACCAGUGCUCGUGCUUGUGAAGUUUCCCACUGCAUUAUUGUAAUUGACAUAAUUCUCACCCAUGACCAAUACCCUGUUCACCCGGGCAAAGUUAAGCUGGUGUAACUUGCGAAAGUGGCUUGUGGCCAGUUUGUUGUCGCAUGUGUGAACGCAAAGUGGGGGCAUUCAAUCCGGUUUGUGUGCCCAGCCAGCGAAGUGGUUUGAAGCCAGUUUCAGCUUGAGCCGGUUUAUCCGUGCUGUGUGAACGAUUGCUGAAUUAAAUGCCUCGGAGAUGUAUUUUUGACGCGCAUGCGGACAUGGUAUGGUUGACAAGCUCGACAUUCAAAGAUUGACAGUCGAGGGAUAAAUUGGGGCGACGAAGAAACUUCGGCACUAAUCGCUGUUUGGGGCGAUAAUAUCAUGCAACAACAACUGAAUGGUGCAUUGAGAAACAAG